Molecule: messenger RNA, 2333 nt
Organism: Phialemonium atrogriseum
Lineage: Eukaryota; Fungi; Ascomycota; Sordariomycetes; Cephalothecales; Cephalothecaceae
Exons: 2
Coding region: 171-1865 (564 amino acids)
Source: RefSeq, a predicted model, not a curated record
AACGAAGAUAUAAUGCCAUCGACCAUGUCGAAUGAACAGAGCAAACAAAAAAAAACGGUUCUGUCCUGUUUCACGAACUCCAUCCAGCCCUUAGAUCCGUGGUUGUUAAUUUUUUGGCCUUGCUCUUCUUGCCCAACCCCUAACCCAAAGUGUGCUCACUCUCCACCACCAUGCCGUGGCUUUCCAGGUCUCCGUCCCCAAGAGUAUCGUCACGGGCGGGCUCGCCAUCCAAUGCCAGCCCCCCGUCCGUGGUGUACAUUCCGCCCCUGGUCGAUGGCGCGUGCGGGACCGCCCUACGCGCACAGCAGUCGGCCCUGCGCCUGCUCCGCGACGACGCCUCAGCCAUGAUGCGGAUGAUGCCGCGCAUGUCCCGGGCGCUAUGGACCGAGUUCGUCGCCAGCGGGGGCACCAUGUCCUGGGCGGACCGAAUGGACAUCCUCAUCCACAUCGCCCUCGUCGCCAUCGAGCUCUACAUGCUCGUCGCGGUGCUGCCCCUGUGGUUCGCCCUUCCCGGUAUCCUAUUCUGCACCUGGUUCUGCGGCUGUGCAGGCUUGGUUCUCGCUCUCAGCUGGAAGCUCAACGUGAAACACCACGUCGACCGAUGCUCGGCUGGCACGGCGGGAUGGAUGAUGGGCCAAGAAACCGAUGACGAGAGAUGGAUCGUCAUCGAGGGCAUGGGAAUCAGCUCCCGCCAUUUCUGCAACUCCACCAUCCCGACCCUCUCGAAGCUCUUCGGCAGGACAAUGACAGGCAUCUGCAUGCCCUCCUACGGCGUGCCCGCCGACCUCGUCUCCCUGCUCCUCCACCGCUGCAUCCCCCUCCCCUCCCGCCCCACCCGCACGAUCCACUCGCAGCUCCGCGCCGCUCUCCUCGACUCCUCGGUAGGCCGCGUCGUCGUCCUCGCCCACAACACCGGCGCCGCCGCCCUCGCGCAGGCGACCGCCCACCUGUACGCCGACGUCCCGGCCGACCGCCUGGCCAAGCUCGAGAUCUACACCUUCGGUGCGGCCGCGAGCGAGUUCGUCAUCCCCACGGGCGAGAGCAACAACAACAGGGGAUCCUCCGGAUCCUCCGCCUCCAGCAAAGACGCCAGCUCGCCGCCCACGUCGCCGUCGCCGCCGCCGCAGCAGCAGCUCCACCAUCACCAGACCGACGCCCACGCCGAGCGGGCCCGCGGCCAGCCGCACAUCGAGCACUUCGCCCUGGCCGCCGACCCGCUCGCCCGCCUGGGCGUCCUACAUGGCGUCAGGCAGGACCUGCGGGGGCGGUACUGCGGCGCCGUGUUCGUCAUCGACGGCGCCUCCCUGCCGAUGCAGCAGCGGCCAUCCACGUCCGCGCAGGGCCAGAAGAAACAGAAGCAGAAACAGAGGCAGUCGCCGUCGGGCCUGCGCAUGGCCGACUACCUCGAGGCCAUGUUCCCGGCGCAGAUGAUGAAGGGCGGGGCCGCCGGCAGAGGCGCCCUCGACAGCAUCAUGGCCAUCGACCGCGACGUGGCCGAGAAGCGCGAGUUCGCCGCCCUGUCGAGCUACGCGGCCGCGACGAAUCCGCGCGGGUCGGCGGCGGCGGGCGGGAAGCGGCUCAGCUGGACGGCGCUCGGGGCCACGGCUGGCGCAGCCAACGGGACGACCACCGCCACCGCUAACGGGAACGGCGGCGUCAAUGGACAGAACGGCGUGCGCAAGGGCGGUAGCGGCAGCAGCGUCAUGGACGGGGUCAUGGGCCUCGAGAUGGCGCGCCGGGGCUGCAAGGACUGCGAUGGCCACCGCGGCCGCGAGGUCAGCUGGCUGGUGCGCUACGUCAAUAUCGGGUUCUGCGUCGGCGCGAACGGGGUUGCCGCCGAUGACGACGCCGGGCGGGCUCAGUGAUUCGGGAUGCCGGGUUUGAUGAGGGAGUUUUCCGUGCGGGAUACCAAUCGGGGGCGUUGCCUUUCCAUUUUUCUGUCUUCAUCCCAGUAUUAAUUAAUCCCCAAUGCUCCCCUCUUCCUCUCUCUUUACGUUCAGGGUCAUACCAAACAAGUAAUACUGUAAUAGUAGUCAGUUGAUCGCAAUUAUUCGACGUCUCGAGGGAAUGCCUCUAACUAGCUGCUCUCUGUCCCCCAUUGCCCAACACUCUGCGUUGGAAUGAGAAUCUUGUCUCUCGUUGGCACGCUACGUGGGAUGAGAAGUAUUUCCCAACAAAAUGGGCUGAAGAAGAGCCUGACUGGAGAAGUGCAAAAGUUGUGCUGAGAAAAAAAAUCCCAGCCGCUUCCCUGCUGAAGGUCAAAGAGAAUUCGACAAAAAAUUAUUCGAGCACAGCGCGAUUCGAACACGCAGUCUUCAGAGCCGAAAUCUGAC